This is a messenger RNA of Lottia gigantea (owl limpet), 843 nucleotides long. RefSeq lists its product as hypothetical. Bases 1 to 843 code for a protein of 280 amino acids. NCBI's taxonomy places the organism in Eukaryota, Metazoa, Mollusca, Gastropoda, Lottiidae. The record is from RefSeq and is a predicted model, not a curated record. The transcript has 8 exons.
AUGGGUGAAAUAUUUAAUUCUCAAGAAUAUCAGAGUUUUCGUAGUUCUGUAUGUCAUAAAAAGAUUAUAGUGGAUGAUGACAAUAGAAAGGAAUGGAGUUUAUAUGAUGCUGGUCCCAAAUCCAUCAAAUGUCCUUUAGUUUGUUUUCCUCCAGCCAGUGGUCAAGCAGAUAUAUAUUUUAGACAAAUAUUAGCUCUGACUGCUGUUGGUUUUAGAGUUAUAUCAGUAGAAUAUCCUGUGUAUUGGACUAUGAAAGAAUUUUGUGAAGGUUUUAAGAAAUUAUUAGAUCACCUUCAAUUAGACAAGGUUCAUAUUUUUGGAGCUUCCUUGGGAGGAUUUUUAGCCCAAAAAUUUGCUGAGUAUACUUCCCAUGCACCACGAGUGGCCUCAUUAGUUUUAUGCAAUUCUUUUUAUGACACCAGUAUUUUUCAACAAACCAGUUCAGCACCAACGUUUUGGAUGAUGCCUGCCUUAUUUUUAAAGAAGAUGGUAAUGGGUAAUUUUGAUAAGGGAAUGGUAGACCCAGAAAUUGCGGAUUCUAUAGAUUUUCUAGUGAAAAAGUUAGAUUGUUUAUCACAACAAGAAUUGGCUUCCAGAUUAACAUUAAAUUGUAUGAAUUGUUAUGUAGAGCCCCAUAAAUUACAGGGGAUACCAAUUACUUUAAUGGAUGUGUUUGAUGAAUGUGCACUAUCAUCAGCUGUAAAAGAUGAAAUGAUGAAGUGUUAUCCUGAUGCUGUGCGUGCUAGUUUAAAAUCAGGAGGCAAUUUUCCUUAUUUAAGCCGAAGUGGAGAAGUCAAUGUCUUUCUACAGACAAUUCACUGGAUUAUAUUAUUUGUAAGAUAG